UGACGUCUCCCCGGACAACACUGUUCACUAAGUGUAAGCCCCCACCGUCAAAAGUGCACUCUCAUCCCAACUGGUGACUACUGCGCCUGUCGCACUCGUUCGUCGUAGGACAUGUACUGGUUUACAACAAAUUGUGAACAUUCUUAGGACAGUCGCGGUUGUUUCGCGCGAAAUUCACCUGUCUUUGUUUGUGACGGAAAACAUUGUCGAAGAUCAUUGUUGGCGCUCGAUUCUAGAUCUGUGGCAAUCUCGUGACGCAUAUAGCAUGUCCGGUUCUAGGGCCUGGUCUUUCAAUGUCGGCAAAUCCUGCUACCCAGCUCUGAACGUGCAUCUUGUAAUGAUCGUCACAAGCUCAUGUGCGUCAAUGGGGCUCCUUCAGGUACAUUUGUCCUUUUGAUUCGACUUCUGCCCAAGUCGCAUUCAUUGUAGGACAGGUCUAACUGGUCUAAAUACUGCUAUUUCAAAACAGACCACCACAAGAAGGCACGAUGGCAAGAGGGAAGUUAGCAGACUUAUUGUUCCUAGUGUGUCUCCUUAUAGGUGUUAUCAGUGUCGUUCAGUUUAUUUUCAUACCUAAGAUGCAGUCGAGUACAGAGGACGUCCACAGGUACCGCGGCCGUUGGUUUGACACCGAGAAGACGGGAAAGGUGCCUUUCGGACCAAUCAAAACUCUAAACACUUCCGACUUAGACACACGCUCCAGCGCUGUCGGCUUCGCCUACCCCGCGUCCGAGUUUUUCACCGUCUGGCACGAGGACAGCGUCCCAAGAGUUAACGGUAAACUGCGAGAGAAGAAGAAAAUCGUGGUGUGGGGUGACGGUGAGGAGUGGGACGAGACUAUUUCAUCUCCCUGUCGCCCUGACGUACCUCCCUGCGACAUAACACUAGACACCGGGCAAAGCGAGGGUGCGGAUGCUGUUGUCUUCUACUACAGUCGUACGCCUAACGUCUUCAACAGUCGUUCCAUGCCCAAACGGUACCCGCACCAAUACUGGAUCUUCUUCUCAGACGAAGCACCACUCUAUCCCGCCAUGCGUGCCCACGACUUUGCAUCUUACAACGGCGUCUUCAACAUGACCAUGACUUACAGGCUAGAUUCGGACGUCCCAGCCCUGUACGGAUCCACUGCUAUCGUCCAUAACAAACUUAACGGAAAGGACAGACGUCACAGUGAGGAAGACUACUCUGUCGGAAAAAAGGGUCUUGCAGUCUGGUUCGUGAGUAAUUGCUAUAAGUACUUACCCAGGUUCGCCUUUGCGAAGGAACUUUUGAAGCACAUGGACCUGGAUAUAUUCGGUAAGUGCGGGAAGGACAUAGUGUGUCCGGAGAAGGGCUACGACUGCUCGGACAGUAUCAUCAAGCAGUACAAGUUUUAUCUCGCGUUCGAAAGCUACCAUUGCAGGGAAUAUAUAACCGAGAAGUUCUGGAGGAAUGCCCUGGAGAACGAAGCAGUUCCCAUUGUGUUGGGGCCACCGAAAUGCGACUACGAACAGAUAGCUCCCCCUAACUCCUUUAUCCAUGUGGACGACUUUGAGUCGCCCGAGGAUCUUGCAGCUUACUUGAAGAGACUUGACAAGGACAAAGAGCUGUACAACCAAUACUUAAAAUGGAGGGCGUUACCGAUACCCACCGAAAGCAUCUUCAGCGACUUUGGAAGUGCCUGGUGCCGUCUGUGUAAGAAACUGCAUGAUGUGGACACGACUGAGAGAAAAGUGUACACUGACAUUGACGGAUGGCUGAAGGGAAAAAAUAACGAGAAGUGUGAGCCCGUCAUAUUUCUGGACUAUACUGACCCAAGAAAUAAUGUGCGUUUUGGAUAUAAUUUCACUCCUCUGUAGAUCUGUGGUCGUUAAUUGUAGACUACACACACACGCCCUAAGUUUUAAAACAUUCUUCUCAUUCUUUCUUUCUGUCAGGCGCCAUAUGCAUAUUGUCGGGGCUUGCAUGCCGUUCCCAUCGAGUGGAACAAACUUAUCUAAUAUUGUCCACAUCCACAUAUUGUCUAGUUGUCUGAGAAUGGAGGUUAACGUUGGCCCAUAGUAUUUUUUUUUACUUAAAUGACCUUCAAUUCUACUCGUAGCUACUAUUGUACAACCCGUACGUCCGUGACAGUGCCAUAGAAUCAAACUUCAUUUUCGUCUUUUGAUCGUCAUACCGUAGCCAAAAUAAACAGUACGUGUUAUCAAAUAUUCAAACCAUAAGGUUUACUAAAAAAAUCAUUUAGCGUCCUGCUGAAAUGGGUUGCUACAAUUUGCACUUUGAAGCAAACAGUAUGAAUACAAUAUAUGUAACGUUAUGAAGGGCUACCACAAUCAUAACAUGUACUGUGAUACAAGAAAUUAAGAUGUUGAACAAAUGCAGCGGUAUUUCUGUAAAUAAACUUCCCUUUUUAUUCUUGAAAAUGAUUCAAAAUAGAGACACGCGCGGAUGUACAUGUCCUUCGAAAAAUCCAGUCACUGUGCAUGUGACUACACAGUUCUGGUAACAACUAUGUUUUACAUGCCCCAAAUGUCUGAUAGAAGUCGAAACGUACCGGUUAUGGAAAAAGAAAACUCAAAUAUCCUAUAAUUGAGAUGUCGCAAAUAAGAGGACAGAAUUUGUUCAGAUAAAAUUGCAUGUUACAUCAUAAACAUCUUUUAUUAACACGACUUUGCUGGUUACAAGUAGUUAUAAAAAGCAUUGUUGGAUAAAAGGGAUAGCGAGUGUCGGAUUAGCACUAGCGAGUAACCCAACGACCAGGGAGAGUCGAUCCCUGGCCGCGCGGAAGGGUAUGAGUUUAUAUGCUUUAGGCUCAUAUAAAGAACCCACUAGGCCGUGGCUCGCCGAGUGAAUAUUGGCACGCAAUCAGCCUAUGUAGCUCUACCUGACGUCACGCCCGAUGACGUCACUGAUCUAUUUGUGAACACUGGUAACACUUUGUCUAAGGACGCUGGGUAACGAAUACUGGAAAGGACAAUGUGAUAAAAUAAAUUUCUGCAAGGGUAGUUGUAUCAUACUGAACAAGUAAAUCAUUUGCCUAGCAAAAGAUUUUAACAGGCUACGUGGUCCAUUUACCGGAACGGCUUGUCUUUUACCCGGAACUGCAGCACAGCGAAUGGUCGCUAAGAACCUUAGGCGCAGUAGGAAAACGAGCACCUUGCGUAUAUGUAGCAGCGCUCUACGUCGUAUAACACAUGUCUUUGGUACUACCGCUAUGAAAUAGCAAAACACAAUUGUUAUUUACUCGUACCUG
Molecule: messenger RNA, 3232 nt
Organism: Branchiostoma floridae (Florida lancelet)
Lineage: Eukaryota; Metazoa; Chordata; Leptocardii; Amphioxiformes; Branchiostomatidae
Product: alpha-(1,3)-fucosyltransferase 7-like
Exons: 1
Coding region: 489-1838 (449 amino acids)
Cellular component (GO): membrane
Molecular function (GO): alpha-(1->3)-fucosyltransferase activity
Source: RefSeq, a predicted model, not a curated record